Messenger RNA from Striga asiatica, 1110 nucleotides. Lineage: Eukaryota; Viridiplantae; Streptophyta; Magnoliopsida; Lamiales; Orobanchaceae. The record is from the annotation of a GenBank genome assembly.
AUGUCGUUGGUGUUAGCAAGCGUUGGUCAGUUUUGGAAGCGAGCGAUGGGAUUCGUGCUCGGCCGGUGGCUUAAAACCCCACCCUACUUUUUAUCGGACAUUUAUACCCUUAUGCUAGUUGCUUCGUCAAGUCUGAAACACAUCCCCAUCUCCAACAAACUCCGAUUGGUCUUUUAUCCCGAAAAAAUAGCUGCAAAAAUAGGAAUUCUGAUUAAAUAUUACAACCCCCAUUUAAGAAUAGUGCGGGAGGCCGCAACGCUCGAUCCAGAUAUUCCUGAAGCCACGUACCUUCUUCGAUUGCUCGUGAAGCUUGUUCGGGCCUUAAGCGACGGGCUCAGGCUUCAGCGGGAUUGUCGAGUUUCCGUUACUUAUGUUGAUCGAGAAAAAGUCGUUAGAGGACGAUGUGAACAAGUUGUGGCACCAAGAUAUGGAAAGAAGGAAAAUUACCAGGAUUGUGUUGAUAAUAAAAUUUGGGAUUUGAAGUAUGAUACUGAGCAUUUGGAAGGACUGAAUUGGAAUUUGACGGUGGUUGAGGCGGGAAAACCCAAAUUAUACUAUAUUGAUAAUGGACAGAUUGUUAUUCAUACUGCGACACUGUACGGCCCUGGGGACGAGGAAUUAGCUGCAGAUCUCGCACAUGAGGUUGGGCAUGGAGUGGCUAUGCAUGCUGAUGGAGGGAACCCCUGGUUGACUUUUUGGGCCUUAAUUGGCCUAAUCCCUUGUACUUCAGGCUUCUGGUUUGGUGCAAUAUUUGUGCGUUUAUGCGGCUUUACGCUUUACUCCUUGAGAAGGAUGGAACUCGAAGCAUAUUACAUUGGUCUAAUGUUGAUGGCCUCAGCUGGAUACGAUCCAAGACUCGUUCCGCCUUUUAUUCAAGAAUUACAGUCGAUUUGUCAUAAAUAUUACAUGGACACAACUCACCCUACUCCAGGGCGAAUAGCCGAGAUGCUUAGCCAAGAUACAGUGAUGGAUAGAGCACUAAAAAUAUACGAGCAAGUUCAGGCCGGUCACGAGAUUCCGAGUUUUAUUGAACGAAGGAAAAGAGUUCUUUGCGGCCCCAUUUUUAGCCCAUUCUCUGUUCAACAACUUUUUUUCCCACAUGUAGAUUAG